This is a messenger RNA of Ornithorhynchus anatinus (platypus), 2134 nucleotides long. RefSeq names its product pyridoxal phosphate binding protein (gene PLPBP). Gene Ontology annotation, molecular function: pyridoxal phosphate binding. Gene Ontology annotation, cellular component: intracellular anatomical structure. The record is from RefSeq and is a predicted model, not a curated record. Bases 11 to 835 code for a protein of 274 amino acids. The transcript has 8 exons. NCBI's taxonomy places the organism in Eukaryota, Metazoa, Chordata, Mammalia, Monotremata, Ornithorhynchidae.
GCCGCGGGGCAUGAGGAGGAUCGGCGGCAUGGCGGGGGAGCCGGGGCUCGGGCUGGCGCUGCGGGCCGUGACCGAGCGGGUGCAGCAGGCGGCGGCGCGGAGGCCGCAGGACCUCCCUGCCGUCCAGCCCCGGCUAGUGGCUGUCAGUAAAACCAAGCCCGCUGAUAUGGUGAUUGAGGCCUAUAUUCAUGGACAACGCAGCUUUGGGGAAAACUACGUUCAGGAGCUGUUAGAAAAGGCAUCUAAUGCUAAAAUCCUGUCAUCUUGUCCUGAGAUUAAAUGGCAUUUUAUUGGCCACCUGCAAAAGCACAACGUCAACAAACUGAUCACCGUCCCUAACCUCUUCAUGCUGGAAACAGUGGAUUCUGUGAAGUUGGCCGAUAGAGUGAACAGCUCCUGGCAGAAGAAAGGCUCACCUGAGAGGUUGAAGGUCAUGGUGCAGGUUAACACCAGUGGAGAAGAGAGUAAACAUGGUCUUCUGCCUGCCGACACAGUGGCCACAGUGGAGCAUAUAAAUACCAAGUGUCCUAGCCUGGAAUUCGUGGGGCUGAUGACAAUAGGGAGCUUUGGACAUGACCUCAGUCAGGGACCCAACCCGGACUUCCAGAUGCUGGUGUCCCUCCGGAAGGAGCUAUGUGAGAAACUGAACAUGUCCACUGACAGCGUGGAGCUGAGCAUGGGCAUGUCCAUGGAUUUCCAGCAUGCGAUCGAGGUGGGCUCCACAAACGUCCGAAUCGGAAGCACCAUUUUUGGAGAACGAGAUUACGCAAAGAAAUCCGCCGUGGACAAGGCCAUGGACAUGAAAGCCAAAGAGGGAAUGGCGCAGGAACUCUGAGCCAACAAACGAGAAAAGCACCUUUUGCAGGUGCCAACCUGAAAACCUCAUCGCAGGAGACUUAACUAUGCACUAACCCAGAUUUUAAUUUUCAGAUCCCUUUGUUCGAACACUAAAAUGCUCCUCUUUGGGGAAAGGACCUGGCCAGAGGGUGCUAGUGACGAUUGUCUGUGUGGGUGGGAGUCGCCUUCACUUUCGUGCCCCGACUGCAUUAGAGGCUCAUCUAGAGCUGUGCCUCUGGAGCCCCCCAGAUUUGAAGAAUCCAGACUCUGCAGCGGAGAAGGUUCAGAAAUCCGAGCAAGGAAGCCAAAUUUCCUCCAGAAUCCAGCCCAGCAGCACCAACUAAUCAGGAGCAUAUUUUCCAGGCUGACACGUGUUACCUUGAAAACCACGUUCCCUGCUGUCACGUCUACUAAUAGCCUCUCACCUUUCAUGGGGCUUCCAAGGCUUCUCGGUGACUGUGCAUUUAAUAGACUCGCCUGCAGAGCAUCACGCUUCCUGCCUCGGAAGAAGGGAUAGGCGGUUGUUGUCCGCUACUCCUCCUCCCGUCCCAUCCUCCCCGCAAGGAUGACCAAAUGGUCUCUGCACCCUCUCCUUGGGGCAGCUGAUACAGGAUGACACUCAGUGGUUUAAGCCACUCAUCCAAGAAAUGUCUUCAUCCAGACCUGCCCCCGGGGAAGGGCUCUGAUUGGAACUGUGCGCUGGCCCAUCUUUUCCGGAAUUGCAUUAAAACGACUGUUGUGGUUGGCAGUCUUGCAUCUUUUCCCCCUGGAUUAGGCUGCACCCCGUGGGGUGGUAUUUAAGCUCAACAAUAAAUCUUCCAAUCGCAGUGGUUCUUCUGAAAUGGAGAGAAGACCCUUCAGAGCCAAACCAAGAAGCCUGUCAGUGAGGUGUCACUCUCUGGGAUUCAUUUUCCUUGGAGAGCAUUUAGCUGCAUAGACAAAUGCUUGUAGGCAAUUGCUCUCUAAAUCCAAAUUUUCCCCGUCUCCCUAUUUGUCUGCUCAAAAAGAAGAGAGGUAGUGAGUAGAGAAUUACACAGAAAGAGCAUUUGCAGAUUCAUGACAAAAGGCUUCAAGUGUGCAUUGUUUUUUGGGUGUCUCUUUUUAGUGGCUUGUCCCCUCCUUCAUGCAAGCACAGGACUGUUUUAUGAAGUGACUUCCUGAACAUAGUGCUGAAUGUAACUUUUAAUCAGAGUUGUACAGUGUGAUAUUUCAUAGCCUGUUAAAUUAAAAUGUGUUUGAAUAAUACCAUCUGUGCCAAUUACAAAGCAAUUAAAAGAUGUAAUUUUUUUAUGUUCAA